CCCCCUGGCGGUGUGUGCGCGGCCCCGCCCUCGUGCCCGCGCGUGCCCGGCCCGAAAGCCCGGGGUUGCCCGAGGGAUGGGGCAUCCUCAGCGGCCUGCUCCCCAGCUCAGCUCCCACCUCCUCUGGCGCCUGCAAGCCGGCCUGGCUGGCGCUGGGCCCUCAGCCCGUCGCGGCCCACACGCGGCGAAGGGUAAAGGAGGGCGCCCAGUGUCCCCACUGCCUUGGCUUUGGGUGCCCUCGCAUGUCCCCUCUCCUGGGCUCUUCUCGGUACGGGCGGAUCCUUUCAGUCUGCCUCCUGCGGAGCCUGUCCCGUCGCCACCGCCCGCCCGCCCGCCUGCCUCAGUCUUACUGGGAAGCCCCCCAGCAGUGAGUCGCAGAGCCCAGGGCACCUGACUCGGGUUGGAAGGACCCUGCCGCUGGGCAGCGUGUGUGUUCCCAUGGGGCUAGAAUCCGGGCGCUGGAGCCUGCGGAGGAUGGAGGGUCCCAGAGCCCAGGCUCCAGCCCAUCGGGAGCUCUGUAUCGCUGUUUUCCCCUCUUUCUGCUCUGUCUUUUUUCAGUUGGGGUAACUACUCGGCAUUCUGAAUGAAAAUAUAACAUCGCUUUACAUAAUGGUUUUAGUCCUGUUUUCUCUCCUGUUAUUUUGAUUGCCUAACGUUUUCCUUGCUUUUUGACUUCUGCUAUGUAUUGAACAUAAGUUUUCAGAACUAUCCACGGUGACGUCCAGGUCUUUUCCCUGAGUGCUUACAUUUCCUUUAGAUCCCAAAAACGUGUAUACAUAGGUUAAAUUAUUUCUUACUGUCAGGCUCAACGGGUAGUGAUCAAUGGCUCCAUGUCUAGUGGGCAGCCGGUAUCAAGUGGAGUGCCCCAAGGGUCGGUCCUGGGGCCGGUUUUGUUCAAUAUCUUCAUAAAUGAUCUGGAGGAUGGUGUGGAUUGCACUCUCAGCAAAUUUGCGGAUGAUACUAAACUGGGAGGAGUGGUAGAUACGCUGGAGGGGAGGGAUAGGAUAUAGAGGGACCUAGACAAAUUGGAGGAUUGGGCCAAAAGAAAUCUGAUGAGGUUCAAUAAGGAUAAGUGCAGGGUCCUGCACUUAGGACGGAAGAACCCAAUGCACAGCUACAGACUAGGGACCGAAUGGCUAGGCAGCAGUUCUGCGGAAAAGGACCUAGGGGUGACAGUGGACGAGAAGCUGGAUAUGAGUCAGCAGUGUGCCCUUGUUGCCAAGAAGGCCAAUGGCAUUUUGGGAUGUAUAAGUAGGGGCAUAGCGAGCAGAUCGAGGGACGUGAUCGUUCCCCUCUAUUCGACAUUGGUGAGGCCUCAUCUGGAGUACUGUGUCCAGUUUUGGGCCCCACACUUCAAGAAGGAUGUGGAUAAAUUGGAGAGAGUCCAGCGAAGGGCAACAAAAAUGAUUAGGGGUCUGGAACACAUGAGUUAUGAGGAGAGGCUGAGGGAGCUGGGAUUGUUUAGCCUGCAGAAGAGAAGAAUGAGGGGGGAUUUGAUAGCUGCUUUCAACUACCUGAAAGGGGGUUCCAAAGAGGAUGGCUCUAGACUGUUCUCAAUGGUAGCAGAUGACAGAACGAGGAGUAAUGGUCUCAAGUUGCAGUGGGGGAGGUUUAGAUUGGAUAUUAGGAAAAACUUUUUCACUAAGAGGGUGGUGAAACACUGGAAUGCGUUACCUAGGGAGGUGGUAGAAUCUCCUUCCUUAGAGGUUUUUAAGGUCAGGCUUGACAAAGCCCUGGCUGGGAUGAUUUAACUGGGAUUUGGUCCUGCUUUGAGCAGGGGGUUGGACUAGAUGACCUUCUGGGGUCCCUUCCAACCCUUAUAUUCUAUGAUUCUAUGAUUCUAUGAACCUUUCAUUUGCCAGUGUAUCUUCUCUGCCAUCAUACUGCCCAGUCAGCUAGUUUUGUUCCUCACAGUCUUGCCUCGCCUUGACUAAAAUUAAAUAAUCUUGUGUCAUUAACAGAUAUUGUCACCUCCCUGUCACCCCUUAUUCCAGAUUGCUUACAUAUUAAACCACUCCAGUUCUAAUACAGAUCUUAGGGCAACUCACUGUUAACCUUUUGCCUUUAGUUCAAACUUCUUGUUUUCUGUCUCCUCGCUGUCAAUAUCUAAUGAGAUAAAACUUCACCUCUCAUCUCAUGGCUACUUAGUUUUCUUAAGAGCCUCUUGUAAGAGACUUUGCGUAAUUAGCACAGGAAAAAUAUCAAAUUCUGUUAUGAGAUGUAAAUACAGAAGUAUGGCUUCCCAAAGUCGCUAAUCAACAGAACUGUUUUCAUGCCAAAAAGAAAGGGGAGCAGCAGCAGUUCUCAGGUGAUGCUCUGGCACACCGAUGAUUCAUGGAAUUCCUAGUCUGCAGAAUGUUUGUAAAAUGAGCAAUAAGUGAUUGGGGUGUAUUUGACAUGAUAUGGCGCCACAGAAAGAUCUGUCUCAUAUCUUAUAAAGUGCCCCACAAAAUGACUCAGUUGGAGAUCUGCUGUUCGACAGAAUCUGUUGCUACUGGCACAGGAAAGAAACCUUCCAAGCAGCAUGUAAGGAGAGCUGUUUUUCCUCUCCCUGAAAAGAAAAUGGAGAUGGUUCUUAACUGUAGAUGGGCUCUUGAUACUGCUAUUCAACCCUAAUAUCCCCAGAAAGAGGGACUAGGACUAGACUGUCAUUCCAAAUGCUAAGCAGAGGAACCCACUGGUUCACUAGGGCACAACACCAUUCAAUACAAAAAAGCUGCACAAACAGGGAGACCUAUUUGUACCCUUCUUUUGUCCCUAAUCAAAUUGGCUUUUUGUUACUCAGAACACACACCCACUCUUUGCAGCCACAUACUCCAGGUGGAUUCAGCAGGCUUACAAUUUGUGAGGGUCUCUCCAAGUAAGAAAAGGGCUCCAAACUGGCAAAGGAGCCAUGACUUGUCCAAAUUCCAGAGAAGAAGAUUGGGCAGUGAGUUACCUCUCCUACUGCUGAAUUGGUUUAGUAAUUGUUUAGCUGCCUCUCUUUCUUGUGCUGCUGAAGGAGGUUGCUGGAUUAUGAUAGAACAUAUCUUUUUUAUACUGCACAGGAAUAACAGAUUCCUUUAUUAUGUGGGCAGCGUGAGAUUUCAGAGUCCUUAACUAUUCAUAUCCUUGAUUUUAAGUAGUUGGCACUUAAAUUAGGUGAUAGGUAACUAUGCUGUUGUCAUUUAGCAAUCUUAACUGGCUUUGGAAAGCAUUUUUAUUGGGUUUCAGCCAGAACCCUAAUGUUUAAAUUGUGAACAUAAAUCCUACAUUUACAUGUGAAAUGUGGAGUUUGAACAUAUUUUGUGCAUGAAGUUUAGGAUCCUGUGUUGAAUCAUUUGGCCGUAACAUUUUUGCAUUGUAUUAAUAUGAUUAUUUUAUUUUUGACUGUGUCCAAAAGCUUCCCAGGCCCUUCACAGAACACAGAGAAAGGCAGAGCACCUGGCCAGAAGUGUUUCCUAUCUAAUUUUAUGCAUUCCACCUUUUCUUUGUUAAAUACAGUGAAAUACUUAGAGUACAAUGCAAUACAUGAACAAAUCUGUGUUUUAUAUGCUUUAUACAGAUUUGAGGCCAGACCUGCAUUCAGUUAUACACAAGUGUGUGUAACUGAGAUGUCAAUCUCACCGUCUAUGUUGAGGCAGAUAUUUAGGAUGACUCCUCCUACUUUUGCUCAUUUCCUUGAAAUCUUUGUGUUUCUGAACCCAUUGAGUAAUAAAGGGAGUAUUUAGCGAAGUAUGACUUAGAGGCUGCUGAACUUCCUUGUUAGUCCUGAAUUCCAGGCAGGCGCACCUGUCUGUCAGCAAAGACCUGGGUGAGGCUUUAGGCAGCUGCCAAGAUAGCCAGACCCUGAAGGACUUUAGAGAGGAAUCUGUUUUAUUUGGGUAUACGGAGAGAAAAUGGCAUAUCGAGACUUAGUAAGAGGCUGGCAUGAAGGAAUUCUGGCUAUGGAUAAGGGGGACUGGGACUCUGCCUUGAAAAUCUUCUCCACUAUCGAAGAGCCAUCCUCCAGGAUCUAUUUCAACAUAGGCUGUGUGCAUCUCUUAACAGGGAACCCUGAGGGAGCCUUGCAGGCCUUUGAUAAAACAGUUACCAAGGACAACCGUCUAGCUGUUGGCUUCUUUCAAAGAGGGUUUGUCCAUCUGCAGUUAGCAAUGUAUGAAGAAGCUCUGUAUGACUGCAGCAUGGCCCUCACUCACCUAAGAAAUAACCCUUUCAUUGACUACAAACAACUGGGACUAAGGCACAUGCUCUGUGCCUGGGAGGUGCUGUACAAUACUGCAGCAGUGCAGUGCCGGCUUGGGCUGUGGCAGGAAGCUAGAAUAACCCUGGAGGAGGCUGUCAGACAGAGGCCUGAAGGAAGACCCACUAGCCUGGAUGUUGCCCUUGAGCGGGUGCAGAAUCAUCUCCUCCUGGAGCCCGUACAUGUUCCCCUGGGGGAAUUUUUCAGACCACGAAAGGAGGAAGUUGAGCAGCUGGAUUCAAAAGAUUUCCUGGGUAAACCCAAGGUGAUCUCCUCCGUCAUUCCCAAUGAUGAGUACAUCGGAUUUGAGCCUCUCAGGCCACAGAGACAGGGCUUUUAUGAACCCAGUGUCAAUGCUGUGCGAGACCACGACUCAGGUUACUAUCGAGUCGUGACUCAUUAUUACCCAGAGGACUCUGAAGAGAUGGCAGUGAAGGGCAGCACCAUCAUCUUUGUGCUAAAUAAAGGGGCAGAUGGCUGGGCUACAGCCAUAUGGGACGGACAGAAACUGCGUAUACCGAACUCUCACCUGGAGCCUGUUCAUGCCCCCAAGGCUGAUAAAUGGAAAGUCAGUAAUGGGAUCCCUCUUCCCCCUGUUAAAGUACCCCCCAACCGGCCCCACUUGCAGGAAAUGGACCAGCAGCAGCCAGGACCUGCUGAGGGAGAAGACACUGCUGCAAAUGAUGCUGAUCCGCAAGCAGACUCGAAGGUGCAAUGUUCCCCAAUGUCACAAACCAUUAAGGCUAUAAAAUCACUGGUGCCAAAGGUCCCACUGGCUCAGGACAAAGCAUCCUCCAGCGAGAACAGAUCCAUCCUGCUGAAAGUCCACUGUGACUAUACAGUUAAAGUGAACAAGGCCCUGACCUUGUCAGACCUCAGGUCUCUGCUGCGGGAGACAUUCAGCCAGCAGGCAGAGCUUGGGAAGCUGAGCUGCAGGCUUUCAGACAGCAAAGAGUUCAUUGUGAUUUCGGGAGAAGAGGAACUGGGGAAGAUGUGGCAGCAGGUGACAGAUGGGAGGCUGACACUCUGGUGCCAGGGCACAGAUGCCUGUUCAGACAGACCUGUUCUCUACAGGAUGGUAGCACAUCAUGGUUACACAGCGCAAAGGCCUGAGGAUCUGGAAUUCAAUGAAGGAGACACACUGGACAUUCUCUCUGAAGUGAAUGAGGAAUGGCUUGAAGGCCAUUGCAAUGGCAACUUUGGCAUUUUCCCCAAGUGCUUUGCUGCUCAGGCCAGCAUUGAGGCUGCCCUCCCUUAGAGAAGAGAUGCUUCUUCCUGCCAGACUCCACAAGAAGCCAGCUGGGCUCUGGACCCCACCUCACCUUACUCAUGUCUCCCACAGAACAGGAGAAGCUUGCGAUAAUUCAUUCAGGUCUGACCAUCGCCAGCCCUGCUAGGUAUUUAAAGAAGCUGCCCACACAGGACGCUUCCCAGUGUGGGACCCCAUUAUCCAGAAACCCAGCAGGAUUAGUUUCUGUAGCAGAAAUAGCAUUUUCUAUGGCAUGUGUCUGGCCUCAGUAUAAUAAUAAUAAUAGAAGUGAGAUGACAGGUCUGACUGGGGAGUGCGGGAGGUGGGAUCUGGGAGCAAGGCAUGGGGUGGUGUCUCAUGAAGGACACUCUGAGAGGUGCUGACACAGCAAAUGGAGAUUUCCCAUCUCAGACCCAGCCACCAGCUCUUUCUGUAGCAAGAACUUGGGGUUCAAAGGUGCAGAUUAAGUGGCAAGAAGAACCAGCUCCUCCAAAAGAGGAGGCUGUGCUCUGAUAGCGGCAAGGGGCCUGGCUCAGGCCUUAAUCCCCACUUCCCACCAGGUGGAAUAAAAGUGAGGGAAGCUGGACCUUGCCGUCACUGGAUAUGCCCAUUCUGCCGUUAGAAACCCACGGCUGGCCCAUGCCAGUUGACUUGGGCUAAGGGACUGUUUGAGUGCGGUGUAGGCAUUUGGACUUGGGGCAAUUAAAUAGCUCCUUAGCCUGAGCCCCACGGGCCUGAGUCAGCUGGCACAGGCCUGCGGCAGGGGACUAAUGGCAGUGCUGACAGACCCAUUGAGGCCAGACUGUGGGAGGCAACGUGCCACCCAAAGAGCCAGAGCGCAGGGAGGCAGGCCUGAUUCUCUGGGCCCCAUGCAGUGUAGAAACAGCGCUGUUCUGGUUUGAGAGCAUUUCACACCCACUUUGGACUGCUGUAAAUGAGUGCACAUGAAUCAGGCAUAGGGUGUGUGGCCCCUCCAAGACCCAUUGAUCUGCCAGAGGCAAAGGGCCCUGUGCCCAGACAUCUUGGGUUGUGGGGAUUGUCCCUGGUCAGCUGAACGCUGGUGGUGUCCCAGUCGGUUCCGUGAAGUUGGGCCACAGCAGGGAGCCAGACCUUGAGGGACUGAGAACUGGGUUGGAGGGAAGGAAUGCAGGGCCUGGAGAUAAAGAACAGGGUGGGGGAGAUGGCCAGGUGACAGGAGCUGAGGCAUUGUGGGGAGGGCAACCAGAGAAACAGGCCUAGCAAAGCCCAGAGGGAUCAGGAAGUGGAGAGCCAGAAGGAGGAAGUGGUAAGUGGAGCUCAUGGGAGUAGAUAAAAAUAACCUGUGGGGGAGAGGGGUGACCUAGGGUCUCUACUUUGCAAAAAGGGUCCCAGGAACUGCAGGGUGGUUCCUGGGCACCAGCCCCUGGGGCUCGCUCGGCCCAUCAGCCACGCAGUGCAUGAGCCUUUGGAAGUUCACUCAGCCCCACUGGCCUGAGGGAGCUCCCUUGGCCUUCCUUCCUGCCUGGACUCUCGCUCGGCCCAAGCCUCUGGGGAGUUGCUCAGCGCAUCAAUCCUUAAUAGUCCUCCCCUGGCUCAGGGCCCUAUGAGAUCACACACCGUCUCUGCUGUGCUAGGCUUUCCAGCUGGCACAGGUUUCUGGAGGGUUGUGCAGCCCCUGUACACCAGGCGUCUUUGUCAGCACGGGUCUCUGUGCAGUGGCUCCGUCCCCUGACCCUGCAGCUCACGGACAGCGGCCUCUCAGCACUGCAGGGUGCUUACCUGGAACAGGAGGAGCAGGACACUCCUGCCCUCCACCCUGCAGGGCCUCUUCUUGGUCCAGGCCACUGUAUGCUGCCUCAAACCCUUGCCCACCCCAGGGCCAGGCACAGCCUCUCUAAGGUCACUCACAGCCUGUACCUGGCAUACCCUUUCUAGGGUCACUCAGCCCCUUGCACUGCCUGGCCCAUGCCCUGCUGCCAUAGCUAUGGCUAGCCCAGGCACGUGAGCUGCAGCCUGGAAGAGGAAGCUGCCAGCAGGAGGGCUCCUUGUCUGGCUCUUGUUCCUCCCCUUAGACCAAAAGAGCCUGAAUUCAUUAACUUUUAGGGGGUGCUGUAAAAACCACGCCUCACAAGGGCUGAGGGGGUGGCUGGCUGGCUGGUUUGGGUGGGGCGACUCUCUCUGUUGCUGGGAUUCCUUGGAGUUGGUUUAGUUGGGUAGGAGCCUGUGAUGCUGUUGGAGGGAGUGUUUUUGUGAAGAGGUGUCUGUGUGCCUAGAGUGGAAGUUUUGGGGUGGGGUUUUACUUAAAUCAAAUCUAUAAUCCGUGCAGGGCCAGUGGAAGCAGCCUUUGCAGUGUUCAGCUCAAAAUCCCCAAAUCCCCAGCCCCGCCUCCUCCCCCAGACGUGCCGCAUUUCCCCCCGCAUUGCUUCCUGCGGCUCCCCCCCACAACUCCGCACCCUCGCUCACCUCCACUCCACCUGCUCCCCUGAACAUGCCGCUGCUCCGCUUCUCCCCCCUCCCUCCCAGGCGAGGGGGAGGCAGCGCGUUCAGGGGAGCGGAAGUGAGCGGGGGGGGGAGAAGUGCAGGAAGUAACCGGGGGGAGUAGAGGAACCGCUCCCCACCCCAGCUCACCUCCGCUCCACCGCCGCUCCCUCCCCCAAGCACGCUGCCGCUCGGCUUCUCCCCCCUCCCAGGCAACAAACAGCUGUUUAGCGCGGCCAGCCUGGGAGGGACGGGGGAGAAGCGGAGCGGCGGCAGUGUGCUCAGGGGAGCAGGUGGAGGCGGAGCAGAGGUGAGCUGGGGCCGCGGGGGCACAUUUCUAGGGCCAGCAUGGCCAGCGCCGGAAUGCCAUCCCUAGAAAUGGGCCGCCCCGAGCACCAGCUUGUUUUGCUGGUGCCUAGAGCUGGCCCUGGAGAAGGCUGCCGUCGUCUUGCCAGAGUGCGGCCACACACCUGCGGGCGUCAUUCCAGGCACAAAAGGAGUAACAGGCUACGUGGCUUAAAGGUACAGGGCCCCAUCCUGAUCUGCACAUGCCUUCCUCGUGCUCGGGAUCUGUGCCUACAUGCCUCCUUCUUCUGCAUUAGCAUCAUCCAGCCUGACCUCCUGUUUAACACAGGCUGUCUCCUGGACUCCAGCGUUGUACCCAUGGCUUCUAAGUGAGCUAGAGCAUGUCUAGAAAGACAGCCAAUCUCAACUGAAAGAUGUCACGCGAUGGGAAACUCCCCCAUAUCUUUAGGCAGUGAUUAAUUAUUCUCCCUAUUUUAAAAAAAUGCCUUAUUUCUAGUCCCAAUUGGUCUAGUUCAGUUUCCAGGCACUGGCUCUCAGUCAUCCUUUGUCUGCUCGGUUAAAGAGACUUCUGUGAACAGAGCUCUUCCCUUGGGAGAUACUUCUAAACACUGAUCAGCUCCCCCCUCAGCCUUCUUUGGAGGGAGGCAUUCACUGAGAGGAACCAGGCAGACAUCCUGAAGAGAUGGCGAGUGCCUUGAAGGCCUCCCCACACUCGCCAUCACUUGUGCCACUUCCCCUUUCCUGGGCUGGUGGGAGGGGCUCUCCGUCCAUGACUCGAGCUGCUAAGUGGGAUUCCAGAGGCACUGGAUGAGAAUGGCCAGCAGUGCCGCUGCAGCAGUCAGGACGAUGAGGAAGAUGGUGGCAGCCCAGAGCCCGCGCUGCUGCCCUUUCACUUGCUCGGGGGCCUCCGCUGGGAUCAUGUUGGUGAGGUUCAGCACGUAGCCCAAGGUCCAGCCAAAGUCCGUGUUCGCAGCCUGCCCGGGGAAAGAGCAAGCGAGCACUUUACUGUGCUGGCAACAUACUUGGAGCCCAGAGCCCCUGCUGCUUCCAGAGCUUGUGGGGGAGAAAUUCUUGUGCCUGUCUCUGCAGGUUCUGGUCCCUGAGACUAAUACAGUCCGGCCUGGUUAGCUGGAGCUUGGCUUCUCUGAAGCCACGUGCAUCAAAGAUGUAUCCCUAUGCAGGAGUGUCAUUACCAUGGCUGUGCCCAAGGUCACUGUGCUAUGCAAACGCAGCCAGCAGGAGCCAGUACACCAGGAGUCUGGCAUCCUCUUCUGACCCCCCAGCCCCUACGGGGGCAGUAGAAGUGGUGCUCCCCUCAGAGGACUGAUUCAGCCCUACACAGAUAUUCAUUGCUAGUGUCCCCAGUGCAGCUCUCCCAGCGUCCCUCCUGCUGCCCCAUUCUUGGAUUCUGUACCCUGAACUGGCCAUUGAAGGCCAGCCCUCAUUAGCAUUGGGGGCCCAGGGCCUUUGGGGUCACAAGCAGGGACUCUCCUUUGGGACUGGAACCAUUGCAAUGAUUCAGAAGCAGACCUUGCCCCUGCAGUGACCCCUCUGAUGGAUGAUUUAGUUUUAUUUUCCCCUUACAAAUCUGCCAUCAUUCUGCACACUUCCAUCCCCCCCACAAUGUUCCUGUGACCUCUGACGACCUCAGCCAGCUGUGGCAGAAGCCUGCUGUUACACCUAUCUGACUCCAGUGAAAUCAAUGAGGUUCAUUUGGAUUUAUGCCAGUGUAAAGGAAAACAGAAUUUGGCCCUGUGGUCUCUAGGGAACGUGUGGUGAAGCCAUGUGGCCACUAGUGCAGAACUUUCCAUGACAGCACACCAUAGCCUGCUGCUACCACCAAAGAUCUGCUCUUCCUCUCGCAGCCAGGAGGAAGGAUGUAGCCGGAAUCAAGCCACUUCAGGGCCCAAUCCUGCUAAGUGCGGCCGCUUUUGGUGUGAUGCUGAGUGCCCUUGAUUCCCAGGCGAACCAGUUGGAGUUGAGGGCACUCUGAACUCAGCAGGUCAGAUUCUUAGUUACCAGGUGCAGGUGAAUAGCCAUUUGCAUUAGUGGGCAUAAUUCUCACACUGUGUAGUGAUAACUGGGGCCAAGGUUGGAGACAGUGACCCUGGGAGGAAUGGCAGUUGCUGCCAGGUAGCUGCAGAAGCCGGACCGACAAUGGCUCUUUACCUGUUGGCGGAAAUGGAUGUUGCUCCACAUUUGCUCGUCAAAUUUGUAACCCUCGUGUAGCAGUGUCAGGAUGUAAAAGGCCGAGGGGCAGUAAUUGUGUAGGCGGCUGUGACUCUCCUCCUGUGGGAAGCUGGCCUGGAGCUGAGAGAGCAAUUGGGACAGACAACGCAGAUAGCAGUUAGCAAGGGCCCUGCAAAAAGCCCACCUUCCCCAGUGGUGGAACAAAAGGGAACAAGCAGGAUAUAGUUCUGUGAAACAGCCGAAGUGUCUGUCUCCAUUGCCUAGCCAGCAGCCCAUAUGGCCCCCAGUUACUGGUGCAGAAACCACAGCUGGGGCAGGAAGCCCAGACCCAAGAGCCUUUUUAGUAGUGUGCUGGGACUUGGCCAGUACUUUGACACUGAAGCUGAGAUCCAAAGGGCCUGGCACUUUUUGCAGUUCAGAUCUGAGAGCCCUGCAUGGCUCCUUCCCAUCCCACUUCCUAACCGCUCACUCCCUGUACACUGCUAGGACAAACCUUUCUGCCAGGAUGUGCGGAGUGUGACUCCCACUUGCUAAUGGGCCUUCAGAGCUCCUCUGCUUUGACGGUUUGUCAUGCAACUCGGCGGCUUCACAGGAUAAUAGACAAACAUGGGCUGAGAUCUCGGCUGCUACCAACAAGAAUCUCACCUCCUUCCAGCCUUUAGUGCAGAAGCCCCAGAUGGUGGCAUUGAUGACACUCAGGGGCUGCCCGUUAGUCAGGUUCAGAAAGUAGAAGGUGUAGUAAAAUCCAGAAAAGGCCUGUGCAAGAAGAGGAGACAUUAAACCUGUGUCCUUCCAGAAGACGCUGCAGAGGAGCAUAACAACAAUAAUUAACUUUCCCUUCUGGAGAACUCUUCAUCCAAGAGGAACCCCAAAGUGCUUCACAGCAGUAAUGAAUUUCUCCUCACUCCCCGUCAAAGGCAGGCCAGCAUUAUUAGCACCAUUUCACAAAUGAGGAAAUUGAAGCACAGAGAGGUGAAGUGACUUGGCCUAGGUGACAAUGAUAGUCAACAGUGGAACCAAGAGUAGAUCUCAGGACUGGGCACCAGAGACCUGAACCAAUGCCUGCAGUAGUCAGUGGAAAGUCUCCCAGCAAUGUCACUGUGGUCUCGAUUGCAUACUGAUGCCAAUCUAUAGUACCACAUUUUAAGAUUCAUACAAAUUCUAUGUUUGUAGGUGCAAAGCAAAGUUAAUGCUUUUGCAGUCUGGGCAUGGUUAAGGUGAAGGGCUACAUCACAGCUGAAUUAUUUUUGCAUUUGUGAAUGUAGUCUGAGAUCGACAGCACAAGAGACUGAAAUUCUUUUGUAGCCAUAGAUUGGGUACAGCAUGGGCAAUCAACAUGCAAACUUUUCUCCUGCUACCCAUGCCAGUGUGCCCAAGCUGCAUCUUGAGCUAAACUAUACCAUCAAAUUGCCUGUUUUCUGUGUUUUUUUUUAAUACAUUUAAAUUCUCACAAUUUGAUUUACAGCCAGAGCUGGCCUAAAAACACGGGCUGAUGUGUGGAUUUCAGGGAAGAUUGCAAGAUUUUGUUUCAGUUAAGUUAAUGGAUUUUGUUUCAAUUAAGUUAAUAGAUUUUAAUAUCUAUUCCCUAACCAGGACUAAGCACAAAGUGGUAAUAAUCCUCUUUGCUUAGCAUGGAAUUUCCUUUGCUUUUGCUUCUGCUGUUGUUUACUUGGAAAAAGAAAACUAAGAGAAUUGUGUCUGAUCACUCACGGAAACGAAAGAUGCUCCCAUACCAUACUCAAGAGUGCUAUUGAGAUGCAUUGACAAGAAUGAACCCAAUAACAAUUAAAUGUGUAUUCAAAUCCA
Messenger RNA from Caretta caretta (loggerhead turtle), 12230 nucleotides. It is a transcript of the gene NOXA1, whose product is annotated as NADPH oxidase activator 1. NCBI's taxonomy places the organism in Eukaryota, Metazoa, Chordata, Testudines, Cheloniidae. Gene Ontology annotation, molecular function: protein binding; superoxide-generating NADPH oxidase activator activity. Gene Ontology annotation, biological process: superoxide anion generation. The record is from RefSeq and is a predicted model, not a curated record.